GUUAACAGGGGGAAAACAUCCUCUGUGUCGAUUACAACUGCCACACGAUCUCAUGAUGCGUAAAUUGUGCACGGGUGUGGUUGCUCUGUUCUGUAUGGCGUUAUACCCUUUGAGAUGUUCCGCCGAUAUGAUCUGUUAUAAAAUGGCGCUCGCUGGUGCUGGCGAACGACAUGACUCUGCAGGAACGGCUACCGAGCGAGCAGGGCGGGAGUCUGGUGGAAAUUGUGGUGGGCCGGCCUCGACUUCUGGCAGUGCUCCAGUAGCGGAACGCGGUCAGAUUGCUUCUUCGGGUGGCAGGUACAGCGGCAGGACGAAGAGAAAUCCUUUGUACUACAAGUACGACAACCGGCAGUGGUUUCUUGAUUGGGUUUCUGUUGACAAGUCCGCGCUGACUAGUCCACCUUGCGGUGGAGUCGUCUUCGUGAGAGACCAUAAGAAUUUUCGGCUCGUCGGGGCCGUGAGCGGGUGGGAAGAUUGUUCGGAAGGAGUUCGUACUUUCACCCUUCAGACGACAUACGAGAAGGACGGUCGUCCUAACGAUGACGCCCAUGGUGUCAGAUUGUCUUGGAAAAAGUUCCGAGGUUUCGACAAACAAGCCACCAUGCUUCCAUUUUACACGACCAUAACAUCAGAUUUAGAACCAACUGUUCUCCUGCGGGUCUUCUUUGAUGAGUGGGAGAGAGUGGUGCCGCCAGCCAGGUGUUUAGAUGUGCCGCAGGAGCAUCGUAUUUCAAUGCCGAUCUCAUACGUUGGCGGUGACGAAGACCGCAUGCGAACUUCAGAAAUGUCGACUGCUGUUGCUGCAGAGGGUGCGACUGGAGUGCUUGACCCUAGCUACGUUCCUGAGCAGCCAGAGCCCUCAGGUGCUUAUGAAGAAUCCGAGCCGGAAGGUGAAGCUGUCGAACGCAGACAUGCGAAGGGGGCGGUCGCCGAUGUGGCUCAGGGUCCAGUGAGUGCUACGAAUGAGCCGUCGACUGGGGAGAAGACGACUGGAGUUAGCACAUCGGGAGGAGAUCAUGAGGUUGCGGAGCAGCCAAGGGACAUGGGUAAAAGACCUGUUGCGGUGGGAGAAAAGAGAAGCGGAGAAGAAUCUGAAAGCGAGGGGGCUGGAGACGAACACAGACAUGUCGUACAAUCGGACAAGAAGAAAAGGAAAACAAGUACCCCUCGCCAGACAUCUGGCAAGAAGAGGAAGUCAGGAGGGAGGAACCCGGAAACACCGAAGGCGAGACGGGGAGGUGGAACGAGGGAGGGGUCAUCGAAAGACAAGCGGGCACGAGCAGAUGAAAACAACAGUGAGGACGACAAGAACAAGGUUGUCGAUCUGGACGCCGGGUACUUUCUGGAAGGGAAAGAGGGUGUAAGGAAAGAUGUCACUCUUUCUAUCGACCCGGAGAGGGUCUUGGAGUUGCCGACGUGGGAAAGCCGUACAAUCAUCCUUGGCAUGAAGUUCUACGACGAGUGGGAAAAGGGCCAUCUGCUCGCCUCUGAUGGCGCUGUGUGGACGAAGAAGCCUCCAACAGCGGACCCGAAAGUCACCCGUGAGGGUCAAUCAUUUGCGGAGGACAACAGUGGCCAUAAGAAAGUUGUGUAUAAUGUACGUGUGACUGAUCUGGAGAUGCGGAAAGGAAAGAAGAAAAGGAAACAGGAGGAGCGCGACUUUUUCGUGCAAGUGAAUGAACCCGAUGUGCAUUGUUGGAAAGAUACGGGGGAUUUCAUAGAUGCGGAGAAACGUCAGAUCCUGCGAGGGUUACUGGACCUGGACAUUGUCUGGGUGCAGAUAGGAAGCAAAAAGUUGAUUGAGCAGGGGAAGGUUGGGAUGAAGGAUGCUUGUGAAAUGGUCAAGCAAGAUCGGAUGCUGCUCCGACUGUGGCAUAUUGUGCAAUUCCAGCACGAGGGUCACGACAACGAUGAUUGGAAUGACUCCUUUUUCCGGACGAAGGAGCAAUUGAUGGCAGAGUACGCCUCCAAGGGUCUAGACGAGAAAUUGUGGGCGGGCUGCAGGAAAUGGGUCACAGAUCACUCGUACCUCAAGGAAUGCCCCCAGUGUCUCGGCUGUCCGAAUGAUAAGGACGUGGCGGCGACGAUGAAGUUAGUCAAUCACGAGAAGUUUCCCACUGAGUGGAAGCGGGUUGUGUUGUCCGUGCUAAAAGGUGAACGUAGCAAGACAGAAGAGGGGCCGCAAGCACUGGGAGAAUGCACCAAUGUCAAAUGGAAGCACACCAGUCAAGUGACAACCCUCGCACCAUUUGCUUACGACGCCUUCACGACUUUCUUGAGAAAGGAUGAGAUGAGGAAAGUUGUGACGCAGCUGCGAUGCCACACUUGCAUCAUUGACUUCUGCGAUCCCGUUGACCGAGCACGUUGGAAUGAGGAGGCUUUUCGGUCAUUGGCGGCAUUCCUUGAAGUUGUGCAGAAAGAGGUCGACCAUGAUCCAGACAGGAACAUGUGGUUCAAGCUAUCAGCUAAGAAAAGGGCGAGUGUAUACAAGUUUCUCUUCCUUGACACACGACCCAAACUAAGAUUCGAGGACGACUACAAGUGUCGCCGAGAUGUCGUGAUCAGGGCAUUGGAUGGCUACCAUGGUGCUUCUAGGGAGGCUGCGGCCAACUUCGUGGAGAAACUUGAGGAAUGUUAUUUCGACAAUGGCAAGAUGGAACUCACGAGCACCGACGAGUCUGAUUGGGGUCAUCAUAUAGUUUGGCAUCCAGAUGUGUUCCAACCGGCAGUUAUUGAUAGUGAAUGGGUUAUGGCGUUCAAUGAUAAGGGCGACUGGAAAUCAGAACCCCGUUUGUCAAAAAAGGUGUUUGAAGAGGCCGCCCUCCAAGCGGUUAUCGACCACGUCGCGGAGGUAAACUGCCGUCAACCAGAUGAGUUUGUCAUCAAAGUGUUCGGAGAGCAGACAUAUGAGAUUCUUCGGGAACACAACAUGUUGGAGUUGUGUCGUGACUUUUAUUACCUUGAAACAAGUCCAAGUUACUGGCAUAUUCCGCCCCCUGCCCCAACACGCGAAGAGGGAGCUGGACGGGGCGGACGUGGAGGAAAUGACGAUGGAGGGGACGGAGGAGGUGAGGACAGAACCCGCGUCGGCGGUCAAGGUGGACAUGGUGGAGCAAGUGACAAUAGAGGGGGCGGCGCACGACGUGGAAAUAUUACGAGCGCGGGAGGGGUCACGAUCGCAGGCCGAAUGGGUGGUAUGGCUUCGGCAGAAGGUGCGAGCUCACAAACUGGGCAGGGAUCACCACACGUGGAAUCUCCACCGCCGAUGCAUUCGCUGCAAGCUUCUGAACUCGUUGGCCAAGGACAACACGCAUUUCCCGGCAGCGGAUGUAUCCGCGAUACAGUUUCUGCCGGAUCCAAUUUCAUGGCAGAUGCGGAGUCGGUCGACAUGGCUUCCACUAUGAAUCCAGGAUGCGACACUCGGGAGUGCGAAGUUGUUACGGAUGCCACCCUCCUAGACGGAGAGAAUGUGGUGGAGAAACCUGUAGGAGGGUCACACUCCACCGAAAGGACAGAUUCUCUUGCGAGACCUUGUGCAACGAGGUCUGAGGUGGAUAAGGGGUGGGGGCUGCGGGUUGGAAUUUUUUCUGUCGGCACCGGAUGUAUCCGCCAUGCGAGCGGGCGCGUCAGUGUGGAGCAGACGGAGGACUUAGUUGCCGGAAGCUUUUCAGCCGGUGGCGGAUAUAUCCGCUCCUCGGCGCGUCAACUCAGCAGCACCAACGACACCCUUGUGCUGGGUACGGAAGACCAGGAGACUGCACCCUUUGACAUGCAUUAUGGUGGUUCGGAGGGCGGGCAUGUUUCACUGACGGAACCCGCGGAGAAACCUGCGGGCGGGUCAUACUUCCCCCAGAUGGGAUUCGAAGGGCACAAGGAGCUCGGGCUGCGUGAUGGCGGUUCUUUUAUCGGCGCCAGAUGUAUCCGCCGUCCAAGCCUCCGUGACAAUGCAGAGUGGAAGGAGGACUUUGUUGUCGCACACACUUCGCAGCAAACACGCAACAUGGAUAACACCCUUGCCCUGAAUAUGGAAGACCAGCAGACUCCACCACCAGCGCAUCAACUCAGCAGCACCGACGACACGCUUGCCCUGGGUAUGGAAGACCAGGAGGCUGCACCCUUCGACACACAUUAUGGUUGUCCUAAGGGCGGGCAUGUCUCGCUGACGAUUGCCUCGGAGAAACUUGCGGACGGGCAGAAGGGGCACGGGGUGCGUGAUGGCGGUUCUUUUGCCGGCGCCGGAUGUAUCCGUCGUCGAAGCCUGCGUGUCGGUGCAGAGCAGACUCCACCACCGACGGAGCAGCAGCCACGCAGCACGGAUAACACCCCUGCCCUGGGUGUGGAAGACCAGGAGACUCCACCUCGUGAUGCACAUUGUGGCGGUUCCCAAGGCGGGUAUGUCUCGCAGUUAUGUUCAGGGUUGCCUGGCAUGCGGCCCUCGAAAAUCAUUACGGCUAUAGUCGUGUCGGACCAGUGCAAUGAGGACGAAGACGUCACCAUGCUGGAAGGGGAUGAGGUUGCAGUCCGUCAUCCGAUCGAAGAUGAUCUUGUCAAGACACUUUUCCGCGAAUUCGAUUCCCCCGUUGUCAUCUCUCCCUCUUCACAAUUAUUGACUCCUCAAGAUGAAGUUCUAACCAUCCGUGGGAGUGGCGGGACAGCUGGUCGUCCUAUAGAGUUGUGCCCCAGUGCUCCGGGAAAAGUUGUUUGCCUCGUCGACGUAGACAUUAAGGACCUGUCCCGGUUUCCAUCCCGGUUAGAUGGCAUUAUGGCAUCGACUCAGACUGAAGAGUUCGUGCUGGGUCUAAGCACGACAUGUCUAGGAAAAGACUUGCCACAAUCGAAAGGUUUAGACGAGAAGGAACAUCUUCGACACCAAGCCGUGGCUGGUAAGCAGUGACAUGUGUUGCUCACAUUUGGGUCUGUGUAGUGUAUGAGCAGUUGGAGUUUAAUCAGUGA
Molecule: messenger RNA, 4953 nt
Organism: Chara braunii
Lineage: Eukaryota; Viridiplantae; Streptophyta; Charophyceae; Charales; Characeae
Source: the annotation of a GenBank genome assembly